Molecule: messenger RNA, 4119 nt
Organism: Gloeophyllum trabeum ATCC 11539
Lineage: Eukaryota; Fungi; Basidiomycota; Agaricomycetes; Gloeophyllales; Gloeophyllaceae
Exons: 1
Coding region: 1-4119 (1372 amino acids)
Biological process (GO): proteolysis
Molecular function (GO): nucleic acid binding; zinc ion binding; aspartic-type endopeptidase activity
Source: RefSeq, a predicted model, not a curated record
AUGGUAGAAAAUCAGACUCUGCCUCUCCCUGGUUCGUCCAGAGCCCCAAAAUGUAAGGGCAAGCCUUCGAAGGUAGAAGAAUUUUUGGAGGAGUUUGAAGAGUUAGGCAAGAGUUGCAACCUCCAAGACAAUGAGAAACCAAAGAAGCUGUUGCGAUACUGUAGUAGGGAUGUCCGCGAAGUGCUGGAAACUUUGCCAUCCUAUACCACAGGAAACUGGGACUCCUUCAAGUCAGAAGUCCUAAAGAUCUAUGAUCAUACCAAAGACAAGAAGAGGUUCAGGAAGAAGGACCUCAAAGCUCUCUAUAGGAAUACUAGCAAGAAAUCUAUCAGCUCAAUGACCAGUGUUAGGACCUACACCAGAAGAAUGCAGAGAGUUGCUGGGUGGCUGUUGAAAGAGCAGGCCAUCACAGACAAGGAGUAUAACUAUGCAUUCUGGAAAGGACUUCCAAAGAGCCUUAGGACUAGGCUAGAGGUUCGGAUACUUGCUAAGAAACCUGAUAUCGAUGUUAAGGAGCCAUACGAUCGAACACUUGUCCAAGAGCUCCUCGAGAGACUAUUUGAACGUGAUCGCUUUGAUGCAGACGAUUCAGACGAUGACGACGAAUAUGAUUCAGAUGCAGAGGACUACUACAGUGAUAGGGACGACGACGAUGAAAGUGAUUAUGGAUAUGCAACAGACAGUGACGAGGAUAGCGAUGAAGAAUUUUUUCGCUCCAGAAUAGUCCGGACGAAGCGAAAGGCUAGGAAACACAAAAGGGAAGAACAACGGGAGGAGAAACGUACAAGGUCCAAGCGGGAGAAAGCAAGAGACCGAGACACAAUACGCGAGACAGAUAGCAAAAGGACACAAGCAAAGGAUGAGCGGAACCGCGCCAUUCUUGACGGUGCAAAGGCAGAUGAGCGCCUGCGCAAACUAGAUCGUGAAGAAUGUGACGCACACAAUGACGAUGAAGUUGAAUCGUUAGUAAAACAGCUAUCAAGAAUGAGUAUAAAUGACGCACGUUAUGCUGGAAUGUACUACCGCGCGCUCAAGCUCGAUCGUGACAUUGUAUUCACUGCACGACCGCCUUAUGCUGGCGCAUCCGAUGCACCCGCACUCGCAACGAAUCCACUCCCGCCGAUAAUUCCAGCUCCCCGACCACGACGUGCCUUCCAGUCGCAGACGAGCAACGGCGAAAUGAUUUGCUUUGGCUGCGGAGGGACGGGGCAUGGCUUGAGCUCCUGUCCCAAAAUACUCGAGUUGCUAGAGAAAGGCGUGUUGAAGCGGGACAUGCGAGGCAAGCUCGUCAUGAGCGACGGCUCGCGCAUCCAACGAACGCCGACCGAGUCUAUUGUUAACGCCGUCGAAAGGCAGUUAGCACGAACGCAUUAUGUGAUAUUAGAUCACUACUCACCGGACAAUAAUGUAUCCAACUUCCUCAACGCCGAAUACGACUCUGACUCCUCUGACAAUGAGGUAUUCGUCAUGCCCACCAAACGCGGGGUAAAGCAAGGACGCGCCGCACGCAAAGAGAUGUUCGAUGGGGUCGUUAUGCCACCAAGAUCAUGCAGAGUAGACAAGAGAGGACCCCCAGGCGAGAAAGCCAAGCCAGAGGACAUAGGUCUUGUCCCCAUUGAAGUCCAUGAAAGGCAGUAUAGGCCGGAACGCGAAGAUGUUGUAAUGGAAGACGACUCCAGAGAACGCGCCAAACGGGUGCCUAAGCCCGGAGAGAAGUCGGGACCGAUGCUAGGAACAAAACCAGAAGCUUCCGAAAAGUGGAAGCGUGCGAUUCCAUUGCAAUCAAAGAUCUCGGAAACGACAAAUUCAAACAAAGUUCUCGAUAAGAUCCUGAGCACGCCUCUCACGCUAUCUGUGGGAGAAGUGAUAGGCAUGUCCAAAGACGUCACCCACCAAUUACAGGAUGCGAUUAGGUAUAAGCGCCCAACGCAGCCACAAAAUGGAACACUGGUGGCCCACACGGUUAUAACCCAUGAUCGCGAUGCUCUAAUCAAAUUAAGUAUGGAAUGCGAUGGGCGACCAUUGGACGCCAUUGUAGACACCGGUUCUCAAUUGAAUAUUGUACACAAAAAGGUGUGGCAACUGUACAUAUGGCGACCGAUGGACAGAAGUCGACGGAUCACAAUGCACGACGCCAAUGGCGGCGACGGAGUAAUGGAGGGCUUAGUACAAAAUGUGCCGCUGACGUGCGGAGGGAUUCGUACUUGGGCUAAUCUCUACGUCGCUGAACACGCUCCCUUUGAUCUACUGCUGGGCAGGCCCUGGCAGUGCGGAAACCAAAUCUCUAUCGACGAACGUAUCAACGGUACCUACUUGAUAUUCAACAAUCCUUUCACGUCCGAACCGCGUCAAGAACUCUUGGUAGCGCCUGAUCGAGUUCUGACGAACGCGAGCGCUAACGCUAAUUUCAGCUACUACACGCAAGCCAACGCCUACCACGCACGUUAUCCUAUGACUGACACUGCCACUGAUCGGGUGGGCUGGACCCAUGGAUCGAAUGACACCACUAUCUACAAUUGGGAUCUGUCGCGUGACGCUCGUGAUACCCCGAUGACUCACGAAUCCAGUAAUGGACUUCCCGUUGCGGAAGGACGUCGAAACGUGCACGGCGAAGUAUGGACGGACGCUGCAUUGACAGUUCACUUGGGUAACGGUAUAUUACCCAACGGUUCGUACUAUGAGGAUUAUUUUGCGCCCCGUGCCGUCUUCACGCUCAUUCCUACCGACGACGACCUUGCGCCUUCGUCGCGCGUUGGUAUCCUAUACACACGGUUCGUCCCUAUUCCCCUUGACGACGACGCCAACCCAGGUUGGUUGGCGAGACCGUAUCCGCCGGCUCUUGAAUCUGCCGGACGUGACGUCGAAGACGUUGACUCGGAAAGUGACUAUGGCCAGUACUACGAGGACGACGGAGUACCUAUGGAUGAGCAGCGAGGUGAGCCACCAAACAUGCUCAAUGAUGGCCUCAUGCUCAUGUCGUCCCUUGCCGAUGAAGAGGAGCACGCACAGCUCAACCCACACGUCCUCCUCGCAAGUACCAUCGACCCACGACGACGCCGUCACUCAGAUUCCGAUAUCUGCCCCUCUCCUCUUCGACUAUGUCCCAGUCUAUCCGAUUUACGACCUCCCUCAGCCCCAGUUCGGUCGACAUUUUCAGAUACGGGUUAUGAGUAUAGUGACGCCGUCUCCAUCAAUAGCGGUGCCGAGGCCGACGACGAGGACUGUAUGGAGAACACCAGUACCAAUUCAGACAUGCCGCCACUUCCGCCCCUUAUCGCCCGAGCCCUUCAGCGACUUGAAGAAGGGCGGGGAUGGUUCGAUUACGCAAGUGAUCGUACGCACGACGUCGCCUCCGCUAGACCACCCACUCCCAUUCCCCCCGUCAUCGACAACUUCACUCCAGUCCACGCCGAUGAACCCGCCGCUCGAGAACGUGGCGACGCGCACGCAUUCACUCCCCACACCGAUGCUGACGCACCUCGAACCGACGAAGCGUCCGCUGCCUUCAAUUCCUGGUGCGAACGUGUUCGAAGGGCGGCACUCGCUGAACUCAACCGAAUCACGCGCGGAGAAGGUAAUUACAACAUUUCUGGAGGGUACUACGACGCGGCCAAGGAAGGUUAUAUCGAAAAGGUCGCCGCCGUCUACUCCGCCACUACCGACAACGCCUCCACCAUCGCGGUUGACAACACCUCUGCUGUCACCACCAACGACACCUCCACGCUCGCAGACGACGCCGACGACGACCUCUAUGCCCCGGCCGUCGAUGACGCAAGUAUUGUACCCGAGACGCCAGGAGCGUACGCCCAUUCGCCCCCUGCCGCUACGCCCGAGGCAGGCGAGGGCUUAGCUGUCCCUGUCGCACCGCCGCUGUCUACCGCCUCGUCAAGCCCCGAUCCUUUCGGGCCAGCAUCCACACGUGCAACGCCAGGCUCCGCCGCUAAUCCCAUCAACGUCGACUCGGACUCGAGCUCGGAUGUGGGUGAGGACUGGUACGAACGGGAGGCGCGCGUCUACGAACUUCGCGAGUGGAUGUUCGAGGAGGUGGUGGAUCAUUUGCGCGAUGCCUUCGACAACAUCGAGGACAUAUUACGGAUGGAAGUACUCGGUGCGCAUUAG